This is a messenger RNA of Mesorhabditis belari, 333 nucleotides long. NCBI's taxonomy places the organism in Eukaryota, Metazoa, Nematoda, Chromadorea, Rhabditida, Rhabditidae. The record is from the annotation of a GenBank genome assembly.
AUGAAAAGAGUACUUCUACUAACGGCAAAUGUCGGCUCGUUGUUUGAAGAAGAAGCGAGAGUACAAGAGUCAUGGCUGAAUGUGAUCACAAAUAAUCAUUGGGGUCACUUCAAUUCAUCCAUCUGGAACACAAAGAAUCAUACACGCUUCUUCAAUAUUUGCCAUUGGACGAGGACAAUCAUGUGGCUGCACCCGUAUAAUGUGAUCAUGAAUAUCUGUGAAAUUUUCUCUUCUGCUAUCAGUGUCAGUGCAGCACACGUGUUUUCCUUUGCCGGGAUACAUUUAAAUAAUCCAAAGAGACAACGCAUGAAAGAUUCAACGGCUAUUCAACUC